CAGAGCCCGGAAGUAGGGGGCGGGCGCCGAAAUGGGAUCGGGGCUCCUUGAGUCGCAAAGGCGACUAAGGCGUAGUGAGAAUCCCAUUCCAGAAUUCCUUCUCCAUAUUUGAAUGUGUGUUCCAGGGGCGUUACGGGGGCGUUGCGGGGGGCGUUGCGGGGGUCCAGGCCAGAGCCGCGGAAGCCUCUGAAGCGAGGCUGCGACGAGGCCAGGGCAAAGACUCCGUCAUGUUCCUGGUGAAUUCGUUCCUGGGCCCCAGGGCCAGCCGGAGCCGAGCCAGGGCUGGGGUCUCCACGGAUGGCACAGACGGGGCCGUAGGUGGCGGCAGCGAAGCUGUCAUCAGUUAUACACCGCAGCCGCCGCCCCUCCCGACCCACUACUCCCGCUUCAGGUCCAGGGAGUGCGAGGAGAUCCUACUGUUCAGGCUACAGUUUGAGCGUCUGGCAGGACUUAAGAUGGAAGUGAGCGCCGGCGAGCUCAUGGGCAUCUUGAACAGGGCGCUGGCCCGACUCAAGAGCGGCCGCUUGGGGAUCCACACCUGCGAGAACCUGCUGGCCGUCAUGGACAGCGAGACCAACGGCAAACUGGGCUUCGAGGAGUUCAAGUACCUUUGGAACAACAUAAAGAAGUGGCAGGCCGUCUACAAGGAGCACACUUCGCCCCGCUCGCGGAUCCUCAGCAGCCAGGAGCUCCCCAGGGCCUUCGUGGCCGCCGGUUUCCAGCUCAGCCAGCAGCUGUACGACAUGGUGGUUCGUCGGUACUCCGACGAUGGCGGCGCUAUGGCCUUUGAGGACUUUAUUUGCUGCUUGGUGCGCCUGGACGCCAUGUUCCGUGCCUUCAAGUCUCUGGAAAAAGACGGCAGCGGGUAUAUCAGUCUGAACGCCGAGGAGUGGCUGCAGAUGACCAUGUACUCCUGAGACCCGUGUGUCCGUCCACCUGAGUGGUCAUCAGGAGAGAGAUUGCCAGGAAGCUUACCUUUCACCCCUUGCAUUUCUGUUCAUCUCAGACCCCAGUGUGGGAACUCUCUGGCCAAGGAGACACCGACAUUGAUCCUUGUGUGCCCCCAAACAUGGCUACCACCAACGAGCCCCUGAUCGCACCUCAGGCCCUACUCCUACCUCCCAGCUCUGGCCCUGCUCUGGAAGGUACCAACCACACGCUUCCCUCCGCGUUUCCCAGCGUCCUUGGAAAUACUCUUACUCUAAUAUGCUGCCCAACAGCAUCCCUAUAAACACGCCCUAUACCACUGACUCCAGCUUCUUCCAGCACCCCUACAAAUACACACUACAUGCUUGAAUGGGCUAGUUGCAUGCUUUUAACAUGCCAGCCAGGUGCCGUCACAUGCUGCUCCCACAGGUUCAUCCUAUAUCUAGUGCUUUCUCCCAUUCCCCACAUGCUUCAGGCCCCCUCUCCUCCUCUCUCUGGGUGGGCCUGGGUUCGGGUGCUGGGGCUUCAGCUAGUCCCAAAGUCCAAAAUAAA
Molecule: messenger RNA, 1479 nt
Organism: Trichosurus vulpecula (common brushtail)
Lineage: Eukaryota; Metazoa; Chordata; Mammalia; Diprotodontia; Phalangeridae
Product: calpain small subunit 1-like
Exons: 1
Coding region: 228-917 (229 amino acids)
Source: RefSeq, a predicted model, not a curated record